Didymodactylos carnosus is the source of this 2304-nucleotide messenger RNA. Lineage: Eukaryota; Metazoa; Rotifera; Eurotatoria; Philodinida; Philodinidae. The record is from the annotation of a GenBank genome assembly.
AUGAUUUCUUGGCACAUUCUGGAAAGUGGCGAUGAUAAACGAGUAUUGAUUUGGAAAAUGGAAGAAACACUAUUCAAUACAGAAAGUUGUCCAACGCAGUUAGGUGCCACACAUUUAAGUAAUAUAUUUGCUGUAAAAUGGGAUAAUGAAAAUCGUCGAAUAAUCUCAGCCGGAAACGAUGAACAAAUUCUCGUGCACGAUGUUGGCAAACAAGAUCGUAACGAACCAGUUGAUUCUUUUAUUCAAACAUCUCCAAUUUAUGCAAUAUCUGUUGAUCCAUUACAUAAUGAAAUAUUUGCAUCCGCAAGUGAUUUAGGAUCAAUUCAUAUCUACGAUUUGAGAACGGGACAUUCAACUGUUCCAUUUGUUUUGGCUAAAACGGUGACGCCAUUUCACAGUGUCGUCUAUAAUACACAAAAAUCAUUUUAUAUAGCAACAGCGAAUUCUCACGAAGGAAUUGCACUAUACGACAUUCGAAAUAAUAGUGGACCUGUCUUACGCUAUGGUAUAUCCAGGGAUGAAAAUGUGUUUUCUUCCAAUUCAGUUAGUACACUAGAACGUGUUGAUGGUAUGAGUGUUUGUUUUAAUUACAAUGGUACGCUACUGUAUGCAUUACGUCGACGCUUACCGCCUGUUUUGUAUAAAUUAAACGAGCCUAUCGCCUAUUGUCAAUUUGAUGCUGAUAAUUAUUUCAAUUCCUGUACAAUGAAAACAGGAUGUUUUGCAGGAGAUAGAGACCAAUACGUUGUAUCGGGUUCAGACGAUUUUAAUGUUUAUGUCUGGAAAAUACCAACAGAGAAUCUUAAAAAUGAAAAUACGCCUCCAAAGAAUAAUCGACCAUUGACGUCUUUUUCAUCUGAACAUUAUGUCUGGGAUGCCCAUUUAAUACUACGUGGCCAUCGAUCUGUUGUUAAUCAAGUCCGCUUUACAUCUCAUACACAAAUAUUAGUAUCGAGUGGUGUCGAAAAAAUUAUUAAAUCAUGGACACCAUUCAGCUUUCCCGGCUGUUCAGGCAAUUUGGACAACAAUAUAAAUAGCGCAACACUCGAAGGUCGUGAAAUUUAUUCUCAUGACGAUUACAUUCAGUCUGUGUUUGAAACGGGCGUUCUGUAUCCUGAUUACAGUCAAGAAAGUAUCGAAGAAGAUAAACGUAUGAUUGCAUUUUUUGACUCACUAGUUCAACGAGAAUUAGAUGGCAAUUGGACACCUUCAUCAGAUGAUGAUGAUGAUAGUAGUAGCAACAACGAUGGAGAAAACAGUAUUUCGACAGAUGAUGAGGAUAAAGCAAGUAUCGUGACAGGUCAUCGAAUCAAAAUUACCGAACUAGAAGAGAAUGAUGCAGAUACUGAAGAUGAUGAUAUUUUAUUAAUGGAUUGUAUCAAUAAUUUAUCCUCGGAUACAGAUGAUGAUGAUGAUGUAGAAAUACCGACAAAAUCAGCUGUAGAACACAUAGAUCGGCCGAUACGGCCUACACUGUCAUCAAGUUCGUCUCGAUCGACUUCUUGCAAUAAUCAUGAUUGCGACGAAACAAAAUUAUUGGACUAUAGAUCAAGUGUAGAACAAAAACAAACAACUAAAAAUCAUACUACAACGGAUCAUAAUGACAAAUGUAGUGAAAAACAGCAAUCUGUAACAGAAUCAAACUGCACAAAUAACGAUGUUGACAAUCAAAUCUCAAUCAUCGCUCAAGAUUCAUCUUUACCCAUAUCUUCGUCUCGUUCAUCUUCAUCAUCCACGUCAUCCUGUUCUUCGCCAACGAAUAUGUUAUCUAGACGGAAACGAACAUCUCUGUCAGACAGAGAAACAAGUGCAACGACAAUAUCAAACAGUCAUUAUUCUAUAUUUAACCUUCGCACUCGCCGACCAAAUCGAAAUAUAUCGGCAAUUGUUCGUCAACAACGUCUGAAGUAUGUUCAAAUGUUAAAACAAAGUGCAGGCAUUCCGUUCAUCAUCGAACUAAAUGAUAGUAAUAACAAUACGUCGAACACGACAACAACUUUAUCAAAACUUGUCGAAGAAAGCAUUAACAGUGAAAUAUCAUCGUCAAAUACUAAAAAUCAUCAUGAACAUUCUAUAUUAAAUUCACCAGAUCGAAAACGACGACGUUUUUUAUCGCCAGAUCAACAAACAACAACAACAACAACAACAACAACAAGUUCUGUGCCUGUUGAUGAAAAUAAUCGACGUCAAAAUCUAAACACAUUGAGAAUGUUACGAAAUUUUAUUCGUUUAGAUAAUGCCAGAGACGAGAACUUGAUUAUAGCCGGUGAAAAUAAUAAUAAUACAUCAGAUACUACCAUGUAA